AGGAAACCAGAGCCCAGCAUCCAGGACAGAGAGUGUGAGCUGAGGCUUCUGGACAAGGACAGGGUAGAGAAGAGCUAACCUGAGGGUGCAGUGUGAGCUAGGGAUCCUCCCACCCCUGCGGGCCUCCUGAGAGAACCUUAGAUCCAGGGUGCCCCUCCAGCCAGGAUGAGGCUCUUCAUCGCACUUCCUGUCCUGAUCAUGGUCGUGGCCAUGGCUUUGGAAGGCCCAGCCCCCGCCCAGGCGGCCCCUGACUUUUCCAGCGCAAUGGAGAGCUUACCGGAUAAACUGAAAGAGUUUGGGAACACUUUGGAAGAUAAGGCCCGGGCAGCCAUUGAGCAUAUCAAACAGAAGGAAAUUAUGACCAAGACUCGGAACUGGUUUUCAGAGACGCUCAACAAAAUGAAGGAGAAAUUAAAAACCACAUUUGCCUGAGUGCCUGGCGAGCCACCUCGCAGCAGCAAAGAGGGCCACGUGACGGGUCAGGUCCCUCUUCAAAUACCAAUAAAAAACUUGUAGAGAACAAA
This is a messenger RNA of Rattus rattus (black rat), 524 nucleotides long. It is a transcript of the gene Apoc1, whose product is annotated as apolipoprotein C1. Gene Ontology annotation, molecular function: phospholipase inhibitor activity; fatty acid binding. Gene Ontology annotation, cellular component: high-density lipoprotein particle; very-low-density lipoprotein particle; extracellular region. The coding region runs from base 166 to 432 and encodes 88 amino acids. The record is from RefSeq and is a predicted model, not a curated record. Lineage: Eukaryota; Metazoa; Chordata; Mammalia; Rodentia; Muridae. Gene Ontology annotation, biological process: triglyceride metabolic process; negative regulation of very-low-density lipoprotein particle clearance; lipoprotein metabolic process. The transcript has 5 exons.